Macroventuria anomochaeta is the source of this 231-nucleotide messenger RNA. RefSeq lists its product as uncharacterized. The record is from RefSeq and is a predicted model, not a curated record. Lineage: Eukaryota; Fungi; Ascomycota; Dothideomycetes; Pleosporales; Didymellaceae. The transcript has 2 exons. The annotation marks the transcript as partial.
GCCCCGCCGACCGAGAAGCCAUGCUCUACAGCAGAGGGCUCUGCUUGUUGUCCAGACAAUUGGAUCUGUCUUGACAAUGGUCUGUGUCAUUAUCCGGUACACAAUCUAUAUGAACGUUAUAGUUGUACCGACAAAACCUGGAACUCACCAGGUUGCCCCUCAAAUCUUUGUACCUAUGGUGGCCAAGCCAGUGGAGUCGAGUCGAUAACCCAAUGUUCGAAUCACGAUGAG